AUGAAGUACUCCAUUCAGUGCCUUUUGCUGGCGGCGUCUUUUUCUGUUGUUGAUGCCGAGCGUGUGUUGGGUGCGUAUAUUUUUGCGCGCCAUGGAGAUCGUACACCCAAGGUUUUUGGUAGCACUCAAUUGACCGAUCUGGGCUAUCGAGAGGUUUUUGAUUCGGGAUCCUUUUAUAAUAAGCGAUACAUUUCGUCGAAUUCUUCCAAGCAGAUUGAGGGCAUUAGUGCCGAUGUUGUGAACCCAAAGCAGAUCAGUGCCUCUGCUCCCUCGGAUGCUGUACUGCAAAACUCUGCCACUGGCUUCUUACAGGGUGUAUAUCCCCCCGCGGGGAAAGUGGCCUCCCAGACCCUAGCCAGUGGAAACUCCGUCGAGGCACCAUUGAAUGGCUAUCAACUCAUUCAGUUGACACCGGCCACUACAAGCAAGAACGCCGAGGAUUCCACCUGGUUGCAAGGCUCUAGUGGAUGUCAGAAGGCAACCGUGAGCAGUGACAAUUACUUUUCCUCGGAGAUGUACACCUCGCUGCUAUCCUCAACCAAGGAGUUCUACCAAUCGCUUUCACCUAUGCUGGAUGGCGCAUUCGCCUCGUCUGAUAUGACCUUCAAGAACGCCUACACCAUCUUCGACUACUUGAAUGUCGGCAAGAUCCAUAACACUACCCGUCAAUUCCCUCACAAGUCAGACCUGACUGACGAGGUUUAUCACCAGCUAAUUGCUCUAGCUGGAAGCCAUGAAUUCAACCUGGCCUACAACUCCUCUGAUAAAGUGCGUGCCAUCGACGGUGCCGUCCUAGCGGGCGAAAUUUUGGCCGGACUGAACGAGAUCAUCACCUCCAAGGGCAAGUCCAAGUUGAACAUUGGUUUUGGCUCUUACGGAACCAUCUUCUCUCUCUUCGGUCUUUUGCAGAUGCCUGCCGCGUCCGUUAACUUCACCGGAAUCCCAGACUACGCCUCGUCAAUGGUUUUCGAACUAGUGACCAAUACCAGUGGCACUGACUUCCCAGCUGACAAGUCCGACCUCAGCGUGCGUUUCAUGUUCCACAAUGGUACCAUCACGGGAUCCUCUGAGCCUACUGCAUACCCCCUAUACGGCCAGUCAAGUGAGCUUCUCUCCUGGGACGACUUUUCCUCGAAGACCAAAGAGAUUGCCGUUACUUCCGAUGAGGAGUGGUGUACCAUGUGCGGUAACAUCGACGGCAAGUGCGCUAGUUCGAACAGCAGCAGCGACUCCAGCUCUGCUAGCACUUCUAGCACUAAUGGCUCGGGAAUGUCCCUCGCUGUGGCGGGUGUCAUUGGUGCUAUGGUUACCCUCGCGGUAAUCCUUGGUCUGCAGGCUAUUUUCUUCCUGCUUGGUGGAUUCCGCAUUGCAAAGCGGAACAAGGCUAGCCCUGAGACAAUGAGCUCCCCUGCCGGUGUGGAGGCGGAAAAAAAGGUGUAG
Messenger RNA from Penicillium coprophilum, 1440 nucleotides. Its product is annotated as Histidine phosphatase superfamily clade-2. Lineage: Eukaryota; Fungi; Ascomycota; Eurotiomycetes; Eurotiales; Aspergillaceae. The transcript has a single exon. Gene Ontology annotation, biological process: dephosphorylation. Gene Ontology annotation, molecular function: phosphatase activity. Bases 1 to 1440 code for a protein of 479 amino acids. The record is from RefSeq and is a predicted model, not a curated record.